AAUGAGCAAUUCAAGUACGAUGCCAUAACCGCAGACACUUCACGUUUAACAUAACUCCAAUCAAUAAUCAAGAAUGUUAACAAGCAAAAUCGCCAAAAACGCUAAUUAAUUAAGAUGUCAGGAACUAUAAGGCAAUCAGAAGAACGUCAGCUUCCUUCGGAAGUGACUAUAAUGCGAUGGUCCCCGAAAAUGGACCUCCUCGCAAUCGCGAACAUCAAAGGAGAGGUUACUCUGCACAGACUCUCAUUUCAAAGAGUCUGGUUACUCGCUCCUCAAGGUGAAUGUGGCUCUGUCGAAAAUCUUUGUUGGAGGCCGGAUGGAAAACUUCUGGCUAUAACCUAUAAAGAAUCAAAAACUUUAUACCUCGUAGAUGUUGAAAACAAAAAUAUUGCGCACAAAAGUGAGCUGGCCUCGAAAAUUUCUCCAAUUACUUGCAUGGCCUGGUUGCCUCUGUGUCUAAAUACUGGAUCCAGUAGCAAUACUUCACCAACUGGAGAUUAUUUACCGGCUUUACCAAGUUUGGAUAGAAGUUAUGGACAAGAACCUGAGAGAAAGGAUUUUCUUCUCCAGAAACUUGAUAUGUUAUUUACUGGGCAAGAAACUGGUGAAAUCGGCAUGUAUGUUUUUGGGAUGUUUUAUUGUGGAACCUUAGAAGUUGGUCAGGGACCAGUUUUGGAAAUUAAUGGCGGAUCCGGAAAACCUUUAUGGGCCAGUUGGAAAGACAGCAACGGAAUUACGGUCAACAAACUCUCAUGUCCUUUACUCGAAAGUAGCAACGCCUUUUUAAAGAUCGCCCAAGCGGAAGCCAAUGUGGAAUACCUGAUGGAUUACCUCUCGCGAACUCUCAUGGCGAUCACCGAAGCCUGGGAAACUAUCCUCCUCGAAAUGGACGAGAAGCUGACUCGCUAUGCAGAAGAUAAUCCCCCGGGCAGUGUCGCUGCUGAUUUCCUCGAACUUUUAAUGAUCGGUAUCCCUUCCGAAAAUUUAGAAAGCUUUCUUCUUCGCGAUCUGACCGAAAAGGGUCUGAAAAAGCUGGGCCACAGUAUCGAAAUGUGCUACAGUAACAUUCAGAAACUGGUCCUGAAACAUUUGAACAGUGCCGGAAUGGCUUUGGCAUACCAAGUGGCUGAAAUGCGGGGAAUGGCAAGACUCGGUGGCGAUUACGAAGCCCUGGGACUAGUCGAAGAAACUCCAAUCACAGAUGCUCUUCACCGAGUUCAAGCUUUCCUGGCAAAAACUUCCGAAGUGCAACAAGUGAUUGAUCACAGCAUGCGCGACUAUAAAGCAUUUUUUCGAUGGUUGUACGUCGUGAUAUUGAGAUUAACAGACGAAAGAGUUCCACCUGAAAUCAACAAGCUGAGUCAACAAGAAUUGACCUACAUCGCAGAAUUCCUGCGGGGCUUCGACAAUACUGAAGCCGGAAGUGGAAGAAAGGGCGUGAAUUUAGAAAAACUGGGUCAAUACUUGCGGCGAGAGCCUUUACAAAAUUGUCUGAAAUCUGAAGGCAGUGAGUGGGCAUCUAUGUUGGAUGAGAAUUUCUGUUUGCGGGAUCAUCCCCUAAUUAUUAAACAAGACCUCGACUGUUCACUUCUUCAAACCUACGAUAAAGUAGUUGAAUCUGUCAAGUGCCUCUUUGCCAAAUCCUAUCAAGGAUUAACCAACCACUUUGUCAUAUCGAAAGUUUCUCUCGGUUACGCGACAUUAUGUUUUUCUCAGAUUGUCAGCUCAGACGAUAAUUUAUUGGUCGCGACGAACGACGUCGAACAGAAGCUUCUCUACGUUUUUAAAAUCGAGCAUCAUGACGAGAAUCAAUCUGAGCUUACUUUCGAAAAAGCGACUCUAGAAUUCGAUGAAAGUCAAGGUCUCUCGACCUCAAGGUCGUCGAGCGACUGCAGAUUCAUCGACCUUCAGUUUUACUCAGCCGACUAUCUGAGUGUUUUGAUAUUCGAUGAGCAAAUGGAGUCGACCUACUUGAUUCAGUUUCCAAUAAAAAAUACGAAAUUCGCUCAUCGGGAUUCGGAUGAAAGGUUGGAUUUUAAUGAUUUAGUCGACUCGUGGCCAAGGCCUUUUCACGGAAUUAACGCGAAGCGAUUAACAGUGAGUGGACAGAGAAAGGUCGUGGCAAUUCUAAGUGAGAACAAUCGCAAGAUUCGUCUUCUCGAGACUGAAGUGGAACCUGAAGAUGAAGAGGAGGAGGAUGAGGAGGAAGAAACUGGAGAUGAUAGUAUGAUGGACAUUACAUCAAGCACGCAAGUUUAUUAGUCAUUAUUUUGAUAAAUUUUUAGAAAAAUCAUGAUUAAAUCCCAAGAUUUAUUGUACAUAGGUGUAAAUAUGUCUUAAUAAAUAAUUCCAACUUUUUCACUA
Messenger RNA from Belonocnema kinseyi, 2364 nucleotides. RefSeq names its product anaphase-promoting complex subunit 4 (gene APC4). Gene Ontology annotation, biological process: positive regulation of mitotic metaphase/anaphase transition; anaphase-promoting complex-dependent catabolic process; protein K11-linked ubiquitination. NCBI's taxonomy places the organism in Eukaryota, Metazoa, Arthropoda, Insecta, Hymenoptera, Cynipidae. The record is from RefSeq and is a predicted model, not a curated record. The coding region runs from base 115 to 2262 and encodes 715 amino acids. Gene Ontology annotation, molecular function: protein binding. Gene Ontology annotation, cellular component: anaphase-promoting complex; nuclear periphery. The transcript has 6 exons.